UGGUUGCAGAAUUUGGAGUUUGCUAAACAGUGUUUAGUGAUUGGGCUCAUCUUGCAUCACCAGUUGAUGACAUUUUUCUUUGUUCCCUCCUACCCAGUUGAACCAAGACUCUGAGGCUGAUAUGCAAUGUCACUUACAACAUUAAUCAGAUACUGCAUUUAAGGUCUUGAUGUGGAGGAGAUGGAGGACUCAGAACCAAGAAUUUCCAAGUGAUUCCUUCCAAAGCACAAGAAACUAACUGUUAGUGCUGGUGUGUUCUAACUGAGAUGACAGUCAUGUCCCUUUCCAGGGACCUCAAGGACGACUUGCACAGUGACACAGUGCUCUCCAUCUUAAAUGAGCAGCGCAUUCGGGGCAUUUUGUGUGAUGUCACAAUUAUUGUGGAAGACACCAAAUUUAAAGCACACAGCAAUGUCCUAGCUGCUUCAAGCCUUUAUUUCAAAAAUAUCUUUUGGAGCCAUACGAUCUGUAUUUCCAGCCAUGUCCUGGAACUGGAUGAUCUCAAAGCUGAAGUGUUUACAGAAAUCCUUAAUUAUAUCUACAGCUCCACAGUUGUCGUCAAGAGACAGGAAACAGUCACCGAUCUUGCAGCUGCAGGAAAAAAGCUGGGAAUAUCCUUCUUGGAAGAUCUUACUGAUCGCAACUUCUCAAAUUCCCCUGGUCCCUAUGUAUUCUGCAUUACCGAAAAGGGAGUGGUUAAAGAAGAAAAAAAUGAAAAAAGGCACGAAGAGCCUGCUAUCACCAACGGGCCAAGGAUCACCAAUGCAUUUUCCAUCAUUGAGACAGAAAAUAGUAAUAACAUGUUUUCUCCACUGGACUUGAGGGCAAGUUUCAAAAAGGUCUCUGACUCCAUGAGAACCGCUAGCCUCUGCCUAGAGAGGGCCGACGUGUGUCACGAGGCGGAGCCCGUCCGCACCCUAGCGGAGCACUCGUAUGCCGUUUCUUCCGUGGCUGAGGCCUACAGAAAUCAGCCUGCCCGUGAACAUGACAGCAGCUCCCCUGCUAAGACAGGUAAAGAAAAUUGUGAGGCUCUUGCAGCAAAACCGAAAACAUGCCGAAAGCCAAAGACAGUGUCCAUACCCCCGGAUUCUGACUCAGCUACAGACAAUAUACCACUCCCUCCGGUAACCAGCUUAGAGGUUCAUCAAGAAAGAAGCCCACAGCCGGCUGCAGUCCUGCCUCGUUCGAAAUCUCCCAACAACGAAGGAGAUGUCCGUUUUUCCAAGGAAGAUGCAAAUAAAUCCUCGGAUGUUCCUGGGCCACCGGCGGCAGAGGUCCCGCCUCUCGUUUACAAUUGUAGCUGUUGUUCCAAAUCCUUUGACAGUAGCGCCCUGCUCAGUGCCCACAUGCAGCUUCACAAGCCAACCCAGGAGCCUUUGGUGUGCAAGUACUGCAACAAGCAGUUCAGCACUCUGAACAGGCUGGAUCGGCACGAGCAGAUUUGUAUGCGGUCCAGCCACAUGCCUGUUCCUGGAGGAAACCAGCGCUUUUUAGAAAACUAUCCUACCAUUGGACAGAAUGGUAGCUCAUUCACGGGUCCAGAACCUCUGUUGUCUGAAAACAGGAUCGGUGACUUUUCCAGUACCGGAAGCACCUUGCCAGAAACGGACCACAUGGUUAAAUUUGUGAACGGGCAGAUGCUCUACAGUUGUGUUGUAUGCAAACGGAGUUAUGUAACUUUGUCCAGCCUCCGAAGGCAUGCAAAUGUUCACUCGUGGAGAAGAACCUAUCCUUGCCAUUACUGCAACAAAGUAUUUGCAUUGGCCGAGUACAGGACAAGACAUGAAAUUUGGCACACAGGAGAAAGGCGCUAUCAGUGCAUUUUCUGCCUUGAAACUUUCAUGACCUACUAUAUUCUCAAGAACCAUCAGAAGUCUUUCCAUGCCAUAGAUCAUAGACUUUCCAUCAGUAAAAAAACAGCCAAUGGAGGCCUGAAGCCUAGCGUCUAUCCAUAUAAACUUUACAGGCUACUGCCUAUGAAAUGCAAGAGGGCUCCUUAUAAAAGCUACCGAAAUUCUUCCUAUGAAAAUGCCCGAGAGAACAGUCAGAUGAAUGACUCUGCAGCUGGCCCCUAUGUUAUUCAGAAUCCACACAGCUCUGAGUUACCAACACUGAAUUUCCAGGACCGCGUAAACACCUUGACCAACAGUCCCGCCAUCCCCCUGGAAACGUCUGCACGUCAGGAGGUACCCACUUCUGCCAACGUACAGAACGCAGAGGGGACCAAAUGGGGAGAGGAAACGUUGAAAGUGGACCUCGACAAUCACUUUUAUUCCGCCGAGGUGUCUGUUUCUUCCACGGAGAAUGCCGGCAGCUCUGACCUGCCGGGAGGGGAUGUACCUGUUUCAUCUCUGAGUAACGGCAGUGAGCACGCAGCCUCUGUGAUCAGCUACAGUGGCUCAGCACCCUCGGUCAUUGUGCACAGUAGCCAGUUCUCAUCGGUGAUAAUGCACAGCACGGCCGUGGCCGCCGUGGCCAGCAGCAACCACCGAGCCCCUUCAGACCCAGCUGUCAGUCAGGCCCUGAAAGACGACAGCAGACUUGAGCCUGAUAAAGUGAGCAGAGUGGUCAGCAGGCCUAAGAGCAUCAAGGAGAAAAAGAAAACCGUGCUGUGUAACAAGGCAGAGGUAGCAGACGAGUCCAAGUACGUGGCUGAUCCUGGAGGGUCACUGAGCAAAACCACAAAUGUUAAAGAAACCAGUAAAAUCGAAACCUACAUUGCAAAGCCCGCUCUGCCUGGAACCUCUACAAACAGCAACGUCGCGCCCCUGUGCCAGAUAACGGUGAAAAUCGGAAACGAAGCCAUCGUGAAAAGGCACAUCCUGGGAUCUAAGCUGUUCUAUAAAAGAGGAAGAAGACCCAAGUACCCGAUGGAGGAGGAGGCUUUGCCACAGGAGAGUGACCCGGAAACCAACAGAGCCAGCCCCCUCGGGCUCUGCCAGUCCGAGUGUGUGGAAAUGAACGAAAUGUUUGACGAUGCCAGUGACCAGGAUUCCACCGACAAGCCCUGGCGUCCUUACUACAACUACAAACCCAAAAAGAAAUCCAGACAGCUGAGAAAAAUGAGGAAGGCCAACUGGAAGAAAGAGCAUGAAAACAGGAGCCCAAGCAGUAAGUGCAGAUACCCAGCAGAACUGGACUGUGCCGUGGGGAAGGCUCCCCAGGAGAAGGCCUUCGAGGAAGAAGAAAAUAAGGAGAUGCCCAAGCUGCAGUGUGAACUCUGUGAUGGAGACAAAGCCUCGGGGGCGGGGAAUCAAGGGAGGCCCCACCGGCAUCUCACUGCGAGGCCGUACGCCUGCGAGUUCUGUGCCAAGCAGUUCCAGAGCCCGUCCACCCUCAAGAUGCACAUGAGGUGUCACACCGGAGAGAAGCCGUACCAGUGCAAGACCUGUGGGCGGUGCUUUUCGGUGCAGGGAAACUUGCAGAAACACGAACGCAUCCACCUGGGCGUGAAGGAGUUCAUCUGUCAGUACUGCAACAAGGCAUUCACGCUGAACGAGACCCUCAAGAUCCACGAAAGGAUCCACACAGGCGAAAAGCGUUACCACUGUCAGUUCUGCUUUCAGAGCUUUUUGUACCUUUCCACAAAAAGGAAUCACGAGCAGAGGCACAUUUGGGAGCAUGACGGGAAGGGCUAUGCCUGCUUCCAGUGCCCCAAAAUUUGCAAAACAGCUGCUGCCCUUGGAAUGCACCAGAAGAAACACUUAUUCAAAAGUCCAAGUCAGCGGGAGAAAGUAGAAGGUGACAUGUGCCAGGAGAACUCAAACCCCCUGGAGAACCCACAUGUCAAUGACUCAGAAGACAGUGACCAAAAGGAUAACGUACAAACCAUUGUUGAAAAUGUCCUUUGAGUGGCGAUACUUAGAAAAGUCUUCAAAAAUAUAAGUUGCAUUGCCAUCAAAGUCCAGUUGCCCUGUAGGGCAUGUGGACUAGGUUCUGGGAAGCUGGAACUCAUCAUUCUUAUAUUUAAACUGCCAGGAUAGGAGGGAGAGAGAAAACAUUCCUACCCUUUGAUCAGCAGUGUGAACAGAAUCCGGAACCUGGUUUAAGGGUGACCUACAGCCAUUCAUGUUCAUGGGAUUUGAUAGAUGGAAGCCCAAGGUUAUCCAAGGUUGCAAGGUCACCAUUAUGAAGAAGUAGUUCAAAGGACUCCAGUUCCUCUCUCCAAGUAUUGUGAUAUCUCCACGAAGAAGACUUAAUGUGGAUUUGGGUGGGCAAGAAAACGUUUAAACACCCAGAGAAGGACAUGAUCAGAGCUGACCUUUUUAUAUAGUAGUAUUUUGCUGUUAAGUAACCCCAGUACUGCAUCUGCAUUUAUCUUUUGUUCAUCUGCUUUCACUUACAUACAGUAUUAUGUAAUAGAGGAAAAUGGGAAAAUGCAAGCAAAUUCAACCUUAUUUUAAUACAUUGUAUAUAUGUAUACCUGCAUUAUUCAUUUGGGUUUUGUUCAAAGAGAUAGUCACAAAGGGCUUAUGAAAAUCAUUUCUGAAUUGAUAAUUAGAAUAAUGAAUAGGCAAUUCUGUGAUCUACUAAUUUGUUUUAUCUCAAUUAGGAUUAUUAAUCAAAGAGAAUUACUGUGUAUUUCAGUCAUUUUGAUUUGGGGUAACUCUAAAUAUAAAAUUAUUACAUGUAGUGAUGUCUCCCAGCCCUUACAUGUGGAAAUUUUUUAAGUGGACUUGUAUGCUGAUAAUUCUAGACCAAAGUAAAUAUGGCAGAAUAUUUAUACAUGAAAAAAUAAUUUUGCAAAUAUUUUCUAUAAUUGUAUUAUUCGUUUAAAAUGUUGAUAGCUUGUGUUAGUUUCAGGGAGGGGUGUAUAUUUUGAUAAAAAAAUACUUGACUUUGUAAUUCUGUAUAUUCUAUACAAUUUAUAGCAGAGCCGUUUUAAGACAGCCUUGUCACAUUUUUUUUUGUUAAUUGUGAAAACUUUAUCAUGAGUGAUGUUUAAGUAUGCAUUGAGUACAUAACGACCAACUAGAAUUAAAGUAGGUGUAAACAGUGAACAUACUGUAUGCUGUACAAGAUAUAUUGUAAUUCGCCGUUUUAGCAUCUGUAUUUUGGUUAGAAGAUAUUAUUAAAUGCAGAUGUUAAGGGUUGGAAAAGUCUAAUUUUAUUUUUAGAAAUAAUGAAUACAAAUUUGGUUUUGCUUGAUUAAAAUAGCUUAUUCCUAUGUUAAGUCUCUUAAAUGUUUUAAUGUUAAUUCUUUUGUGCAGCCAAGCAGCAGUUUCCUCUUUGUGAGUCACAGCCUUGUUUCACAUAUCAUUCACUUAAUAUAUUUCUGUUUCCUUACUUGUUUGCAUUCCAUGAUACCUACUUACAUGCUUAGGACCCAAACGGAAUAUACAUUUAAAAAAAAAAAAAAAAAGGGCAGAAUAAGAGAGCUGGAAGUCUUCUUAUCACUCGGUGCUUUGGGUAGGCCUGACCUUGGCGUGUGGAAUCCAAGAGCCCUGGACGUGUCUCUGCCCCAGGAGACAAAUUCCACUUGGUACCAGGUGCUUGGCACUGUUCUUCCCCUGGGCCGUUUCAUUCGGGUCUUUCCCGACAAGCCUGGGAAGUCAUCCUCACUAUCCACAUUUUAUAGCGACUUUGAGAAGAUCCCACAGCCAGACAGAGCCAGGAUUCCAACCCAGGGCUUCGUGACUUCAGAGCCCAUGUCUUCGUUUCUUCUCAGCACCUUAGAGGAAACUGCUUCCUGGAAACUGAGCGGAGAGUA
Molecule: messenger RNA, 5710 nt
Organism: Neomonachus schauinslandi (Hawaiian monk seal)
Lineage: Eukaryota; Metazoa; Chordata; Mammalia; Carnivora; Phocidae
Gene: ZBTB38
Product: zinc finger and BTB domain containing 38
Exons: 4
Coding region: 267-3851 (1194 amino acids)
Biological process (GO): regulation of cytokine production; negative regulation of transcription by RNA polymerase II; regulation of immune system process
Molecular function (GO): protein binding
Source: RefSeq, a predicted model, not a curated record